AUGUCGCGGAAGCACCGUUGCAUCGAUGUGCACCACCACAUCUUCCCUGCCACUCUACGCAAGGCCGCGCAAAGCGAGUCAGUAGGCUUCCGAACGCCUCCGGAGAACCUGCCAUGGUCCCCCGAGGUCAGCCUCGAGGCCAUGGAUGCGUUAGGCGUCGACAUGGCCGUGUUAUCAUUGCCUGCGGGUGUGCCUAGUGGUCCAAUUGGACCCGCGAAUCGCGCAGCGGCGCGGGAGCUCAAUGUCACGGCUGCUCGCAUCUGCCAAAAGUACCCUGGGCGGUUCGCUUUCUUUGCAUGUCUACCUAUCCCAAGCGACACCGAUGCCGCCCUUCAGGAGUUGGCCUAUGCUAUUGAUGAGCUACAUGCUCAGGGAGUGGCUCUCGCGUCGUCCUAUGGCGAUGGCGCUGACGCAACUUACAUCGGUGAUGAUCGGUACGAUCCUGUUUGGGAAGAGCUCGAUAGACGAGGGACUGUAGUCUUCUUGCACGGAGCGCAAAUACCGUCAUCGACGCCGUAUCCUCAUUCAUCCUUAGGAAUCCCUAUCACAGAGGUCCCGAAUGAGACAUACAAGGCCGCCGCCCACCUUGUCGUCAGCGGUAAGAAGCGCCGCUAUCCGAAUACUAAGAUAAUCCUCGCGCACCUCGGCGGAAGCACGCUUUCACUCGCACCACGCGUCGCUGUCCUCUCGCGCCACAUGGGAUGCAGCUUGAUGCCGGAAGAGAUCCUGGAGGAUUUUAAGAGCUUCUACUACGACACUGCGCUCAGCGCUCAUCAGACUACGCUGGCUGCUGCGGAACACUUUAUAGACCGUAAUCGGAUCCUCUUUGGCACUGACUUUCCUGCUGUCAGUAAAGACAUGGCAGGAUGGUUCACGAGAAAUGUCGAAGACUUCUAUGCGGCUGAUCAGGAGCAGCUAAUAGAUGUCCUGAGUGGAAAUGCCGUCAAGCUCAUGCCUUCCCUCGCGCUGAGCGAAUCAUCGUGA
Molecule: messenger RNA, 984 nt
Organism: Postia placenta MAD-698-R-SB12
Lineage: Eukaryota; Fungi; Basidiomycota; Agaricomycetes; Polyporales; Adustoporiaceae
Exons: 6
Coding region: 1-984 (327 amino acids)
Biological process (GO): secondary metabolic process
Cellular component (GO): cytoplasm
Molecular function (GO): hydrolase activity; carboxy-lyase activity
Source: RefSeq, a predicted model, not a curated record